Staurois parvus is the source of this 297-nucleotide messenger RNA. The record is from the annotation of a GenBank genome assembly. NCBI's taxonomy places the organism in Eukaryota, Metazoa, Chordata, Amphibia, Anura, Ranidae.
UGCUGCCAGUCAGUGCCGCCUAUCAGUGCCAGUCAGUGCUGCCUAUCAGUGCCAUCAGUGCCACCUAUCAGUGCCAGUCAGUGCCGCCUAUCAGUGCCCUAUAUGAGUGCUGCCUUUCAGUGCCCAUCAGAGAUGCCUGUCAAUGCCCAUCAGUGCCACCUACCAGUGCCUCCUCAUCAGUGUCCAUCAGUGCCACCUAUCAGUGUCCAUCAGUGCAGCCUAUCAGUUCCCAUCACUACAGCCUCAUUAGCGCACAUCAGUAAAGUAGAAAAAUCACUUAUUAACAAAAUUUUAUAA